AUGGAGACUUCAGUGCUGAAUUUGCGGAAUCUGUUUGACCAGCUUGUUUGCCAGGUUGACGUCCUGAGUGAACGGAACGAACACCAAUUUGCCCAGUUAGCAAGGAACUUCGAAGAGUUUCGGAAAAAAUCCCAGAAAACGGAGCAUGAACUUGCCAAGUACAAGGAUCUCCUAAUGAAGACAGAAACGGAACGCAAUGCUUUGGAGGUGAAGCUGAAACACGCUCGCAAUCAAGUGGACGUGGAGAUCAAACGAAGGCAAAAGGCUGAAGUGGACUGCGAGAAGCUGGAGCGUCAAAUGCAGCUGAUUCGAGAUCUGCUCAUGUGUGAUGUAACUGGGAGCAUCCAGCUCAGCGAGGAGCAGAAGUCUGCCCUUGCCUUUCUGAACAGGCCCCAGGUUUCUGCAGGGGGCUCGGGGAGCAAGAGGCUGUCUACAAUUGAUGAAUCUGGCUCAAUUUUGUCAGACAUCAGCUUUGACAAGACUGAUGAGUCACUGGACUGGGAUUCCUCUGUGAUGAAAUCUGUCAGGCUGAAGAAGAGAGAAAAGCGGCGCUCAUCCCGGCAGUUCAUUGAAGGCCCUCCUGGACCUCUGAAGAAAACGCGCUCGAUUGGCUCCACGGUGGACCAGGGAAAUGAGUCCAUAGUGGCAAAGACAACUCUCACUGUCCCCAGCGAUGGUGGCCCAAUUGAAGCUGUCUCCACCAUCCAGACUGUGCCUUACAACCUCAGAAACCAGAGGAAGUCUGACACUUUGCAGCCUUGGAGCAGCAGCUCAAGCUUGGGCAGCAGGCAGCUGCAGCCCAGGUCAGAGAGCGAUGGCCUCAGCACCCCGCAGAGCAACGGGGGAGUGCGGCUGCACGAGUUCGUCUCGAAAACGGUUAUCAAACCAGAGUCAUGCGUUCCCUGUGGAAAGCGGAUCAAGUUUGGAAAACUGUCUCUAAAAUGCAGAGACUGCCGUGUGGUGACUCAUCCGGAGUGUCGUGACCGCUGUCCCCUUCCCUGCAUCCCCAUCCUGACAGGCACUCCCGUCCGAAUCGGGGAGGGGACCUUGAUGGACUUUGUCCCUCCUACUCAUCCAAUGAUCCCUUCCAUCAUAGUGCACUGCGUUAAUGAGAUCGAACAGCGAGGGCUGCGUGAGACCGGCCUGUACCGCGUGUCUGGCUGUGACAAGACGGUGAAGGAGCUGAAGGAGAAUGGAGGGGACUGCUCCAGUUGUGCCUCUGCAGCUGCUUUGAGGUCUACUCUGCCUUUUCUUUCAGAAAUCUCCGAUGAUGACAACAGCAUCGCUGCUAUGUACCAAGCGAUCGGGGAGCUCCCUCAGGCCAACAGGGACACCCUUGCUUUCCUCAUGAUCCAUCUGCAGAGAGUGGCCCAGAGCCCCGAGACCAAAAUGGAUGUGGCCAACUUGGCCAAAGUGUUUGGCCCCACAAUCGUCGCCCAUGCGGUGCCUGACCCCGACCCGCUGACGAUCCUGCAGGACACGAAGCGGCAGCCCAAGGUGGUGGAGCGGCUGCUGCUGCUGCCCCUGGAGUACUGGAGCCAGUUCAUGGUGGCGGAGCAGGAGAACGUCAUCGAGAACACGGCUGCCUUCUCCGCUCCCCAGACGCCCGAUUUCAAAGUGAGCAUCCUGGGGCCCCUCACCACCCCCGAGCAGCAGCUCUCCAAGACGCCCUCGUCCAGCUCCCUGUCCCAGAGGGUCCGCUCGACCUUCGGCAGAACCACCCCUAGAUUUGGGAGCAAAAGCAGCUCCGCCACCCCCCUCGCCCGCCAAGGCCCUUUCUUUGCCUCGCCGGUGCUGAAGUGA
Tinamus guttatus (white-throated tinamou) is the source of this 1803-nucleotide messenger RNA. Lineage: Eukaryota; Metazoa; Chordata; Aves; Tinamiformes; Tinamidae. The record is from RefSeq and is a predicted model, not a curated record.